AGAUGCUUCAGCGAGCACAAGUAAAAAAAUACAAUCACUUUUGAAUACAGGCACCUGCCCCCUUACCACACAACCGCUUCUGUCCACAUCUUUUUCUGUGGCGCCGUGCCGUGUUCGCUCUACUCCUGUGUUUGAGUUGAGAACUCUAUUUAACCUUCAGAAACAGUACAAAUUAUUCCUUAGUAAAGAGCACACCUCCACUAAAAAAGGCAACACCUCUUUAAUAUCAUGAGCGUUCCAGCCACGAAGCGUGUGCGUGGAGAGCAAACACGCAGCAACGCCGACGCUGCCACGCACUCCAAAUCCGCUGACGCGUCCGAGGAGAAAGGCGCCGGGACGCUUCAGAAUGACCGCGUCCUCGUGCUGAACAUUGGUGGCACCAACAUCACCACCCUGGAGUCGACGCUGUGCUCCUCGCCGUCGCUGUUGGCGGAGUGGGCCAAAAAUGACUUCCGUCAGUUUCCGCGCGACUUGCAGGGCCACCCCUUCAUCGACCGCGACCCGUACAUCUUCGCCCACAUCGUGAACUACCUGCGGGGCUACGGUCUGCCCAGCAAGACGGACGACCUCGUCGUGGUCGCCGAGGACGCGGAGCUGUACCAACUAGAGGCGCUGAAACGAGAAAUUGGACUAAACCCACCGUCCAUGUGGCGCUUCACCCCCGGCCCCGGCGUGCGGGAGGACGGCGUGGAGUUUUCCACCUCCGAUAUUCUCGACAUCUGCGGCACGGAGCCGCUCUCCACGAGUCUCGUGCACACCAUCACUUUCCGCAUGGACAAGUGCGAGCUCAUCUCGGUGGGCAUGGUCGCUUUCAAGGACGUCCAGCUGGACAUGCAGAUUCGCAGACAGAAGAACUCCGUGUGCUACUGCAACACGGGAGAGUUCGUGCGCUACUGGUCCACCGAUGCGCUGUACGAUCAGGGUGUGCUGUACAAGAGCCAGGACGAGAUUACGGUGCGGGUCGAGUUUGCGCAACCGGGGGUGCCGCUGGAGCCGUCGGCCGGCACGCAGCUCGAGAGAGCGCUGCCCCCGCCGUUGCAGCCGGCGCUGCGGCUUGCAGCGCCGUUGCCGUCCAGCGUCGCGACGGUCAACAGUUUGGGCACCAUAGUCGCCGCUCGCCUUCCUGCGCCUGCCACCGCAGCCCCGAGCAGCACCCCAGCCACCGCCGCGAGAACGACGGUCACCAUCCACACUGGCGGUGGAUUAGAGUUGAACACGACAGCCUCGGCGCUGCAGCCCGGCUCGCCGUUGGGGGAUGCGACAACCAACAGCCGCGCGCCGCAAGGCAUUCGAGGGACGCCCGUACCGGGCAGCAUAGCCGCCACCGCGGCUACGAACAGCAAUACAGACUCUGCGAACGCUAAUUCGGCCACCACGGCGACCGCCACACCGGCGGUGGCACAACCCAUGGGCAUCCCAUCCACUGCUCCCACGGCAGCGCCGGCGGCGAGCCAAGGCGCAGCUGCGGUCCCGCCUUCUUCUUCCCUCCCUCUGACGCCUAUUGUCCUAGACCCCGAAGACCCCGAUGCCUCGAUUGGCGCCAUCGUGUUCUUUUACAAAGGGGACAAGGAGGUGUGUCGUGCGCGGUGGCCGGCGCCUGUGCCACCGCUGCAGUUCGCGGUGAGCAUGCAGGGUGCAUCGGCAGUGUCGAUCGUGAGGGCCAGCUCCGUUAGUCCAGACGCAGUGAACAUGGAAAGCGAAAAAUGA
This is a messenger RNA of Leptomonas pyrrhocoris, 1707 nucleotides long. RefSeq lists its product as hypothetical. The record is from RefSeq and is a predicted model, not a curated record. NCBI's taxonomy places the organism in Eukaryota, Euglenozoa, Kinetoplastea, Trypanosomatida, Trypanosomatidae. The transcript has a single exon. Gene Ontology annotation, molecular function: protein binding. Gene Ontology annotation, biological process: protein homooligomerization. Bases 229 to 1707 code for a protein of 492 amino acids.